Molecule: messenger RNA, 636 nt
Organism: Menidia menidia (Atlantic silverside)
Lineage: Eukaryota; Metazoa; Chordata; Actinopteri; Atheriniformes; Atherinopsidae
Source: the annotation of a GenBank genome assembly
AUGGAUUAUGAAGACAAAGCCAAAGCAGUGGCUGACUGCUUGAUGGGCUACAUGAGGGACGAUUCCGGGUGGAAGGUCUGCAAGAAGUCGAAUGAUGUGCUUGUGUCUUGGCGUCCCUCAACAGAGUUCCAUGGCAAUGUUUAUAAGGGCGAAGGGAUUAUCAAUGGCUGUCCUGAUAAAGUAUGGGAAUGUCUGAAACCUGUACCCAAUGGACUCAGAGUCAAAUGGGACAACAAUGUGAAAAGGUUUGAGCUUCUGGAACAGAUCACAAAGGACAUCUCCAUCUGCCGAACUGUCACGCCCUCAGCAGCUAUGGGUAUGAUAGCUCCACGAGACUUUGUAGAUGUUAUUUUAGUAAAGAAAUACGAAGAUGGCACCAUUUCAUCAAAUGCUACCAAUGUGAGUCAUCCUAGCUGUCCUCCCCACUCUGGCUAUGUGAGAGGAUUCAACCAUCCAUGUGGCUGCAUUUGUGUUCCCAUUUCGGGAGAGCCCAACAAAACCAAGGUGUUCAGUUUCUUCCAGACAGACCUGGGCGGCUUACUUCCUCGCUCUGUGGUUGACUCGUUCUUUCCGUCCAGCAUGGCAGAGUUCUACAGCAACUUGACCAAGUCUGCUAAAUCCCUAAAGGAUUUUUGA